AUGGCAUGCAUCUGUCCGAUCCGCGCGCCUCCAUCAAACCGGCCAGCCGUUUGCAAAAUCAGUUGCCACACUUGCCAUCAUCAAUCAAUCAUCCGAUCCAGUGUCCCUCUCCGUCCAGGCCGCGCUGCUCUUCAUCUUGACGGCCAUCUCACCCUCACCGUCAAUAUCCUGUUUGCUGGUCUGGUUGGCAUCCCUCUCGCGGCAGAUCACCGCCAGAACGACCGUGGUAAGCUACACGGAGCACAUCUGCACCGAACCGACCAUAGAAUCACGGCAGAUCUGUCCUCCUGGUCUGUGGAUGGCUGCAGAUGGGUCGGUAGUAGCUCAUCGGCUAGGUAGGUUGGCUGCACCCAUCCUCCAUCCAUCCAUCCAUCCAUUCUUUGCUGCUGCGGUCAUGCAGGUGCGUCUUGGGCGAAUGCCACACACAUGGCGGGGUUGAGGCUCUUCCAGGGGAAGAUUCAGCUGGCCAAACAACUCAGCCAGUCGUCCCUCGCCCUCAGCAGCGCUGCCCAUGACAUGCUCACCGGAGCCACGGGCCUCAUCGACACCCUGGCGGCGCACCAGCAGCCGGGCACCUUCGUGCAGAUGGGCGAGCACUUCAACCAACCAAGGCCGCCCCCGAGGGGGUACAAGAAGUGCACUCUUGAGGAGAUGGUGGAGUUUUUGAAGCCGAGGCUCCUCUCAGCCCUCCUGCCAGAGAACGGGGUCUGCAUCCGCGACACAAAGAAGAUAUUGAAAGAAAAGCGCGGUCACGGCCGCUUCACCCGGUGUUUCCUGACGUGUCCACACACGGACUCCUUUUUCGACUGGCACCACCCCAUGCUCGGACGCAUCUCUUCUCUCGACCUCGCAAACGAUCCCAAAAUCCCGCCGCCGGGGGCAGUAUGCCACCUUUACGACAAUUCGGGCAAUCCGAAACACAAUGAGUGCCAACUCGGCUCCGAAGCCACCAAGUACAGCUUCUUCGCCCUCGACAGGAUCGAUUUGGCGAUGCAGAACCUGGUCGAAUACCAUGGCCAGUGGGGCGAACGAUUCCGUGUCUACCCGGGCCGGCACUAUGAGGGGCAGGACAAGUGCGAGGGCAUUUACGUGGAGUCCUCGUGGUUCCACCGCGACCUCCCUGAGGGCUAUCAGAGGUACAAAAUCCCACUGCCCGACCUCGGGGCAUGGUCGCACUGCGACGGCUGGUAGGGCGCCUGACGCACAUACACACACAAGACACACACUGCAGGCAGCCCAUAACGUAGUGAGGGAGGGACAGUGGUGAGGGAGGGGAGGGGGGAUGUAUCGAUCGGGUGAUUAAGCCAUGGACACUCCGUUUUUCACCUUGCUUCCAUCUGCGUCUCGCCGUGCUUCUCUCUCUCAAUUUGUCGCACAACAUCUUUCUUUGUCCUUUCCGUUUGGCCCCCUUUGUUUCCUCGAGAGAGAAAGG
This is a messenger RNA of Vitrella brassicaformis, 1432 nucleotides long. NCBI's taxonomy places the organism in Eukaryota, Vitrellaceae. The record is from the annotation of a GenBank genome assembly.